This is a messenger RNA of Cyprinus carpio (common carp), 1660 nucleotides long. Its product is annotated as yjeF N-terminal domain-containing 3-like. The record is from RefSeq and is a predicted model, not a curated record. Gene Ontology annotation, cellular component: mitochondrion. Gene Ontology annotation, molecular function: NAD(P)HX epimerase activity. NCBI's taxonomy places the organism in Eukaryota, Metazoa, Chordata, Actinopteri, Cypriniformes, Cyprinidae.
UGAUCUACGCGUGGAGCCUGGGUUUAUCAGCCAGUAAGCCUGUAGACAGAAGCAGGGCACACAGUGAGAAAAUAAGCAAAAAAAGGGGGUAACUGUUGCUAGAGAUAAGCACGGCUGAAUCAAUCAAGAUGAAUCACAGCUCCAACGAGAAAGAACCUGAGACCAUAGAGCCACUGCGUUAUCUCAGUAAAACGGAGGUGGCGACCAUUGAGACGGAGCUCCUGAGGGACUACCGCUUUGGGCAGCAGCAGCUGAUUGAAAUAUGGGGUCAUGCUUGUGCUAUUGCUGUCACAAAGGCUUUUCCUUUGAGCUCCCUGAGCAAAAAGCAGCCCACCCUGCUGGUUGUUUGUGGUCCUGAGCAGAACGGCUCCAUUGGUCUGGUGUGUGCCCGCCAUCUGCGCAUGUUUGAAUAUGAGCCCACCAUUUUCUAUCCCAAGCGUUCUUCUCAGAGUUUGCACCAGGACUUCACUGUCCAGUGUGAGAAAAUGGACAUCCCUUUCCUGUCCUAUCUUCCGACGGAGGUCCAGCUGUUAAAUGAUGCCUACAAUCUGGUGAUCGAUGCCAUCAUGGGACCAGAAACUGAGCACAAGGAGGUUAAAGAGCCCUACGCUGGGAUGCUGGUGACUCUCAAACAGGUCAAAAUACCCAUCGUUAGUGUGGACGUGCCCUCAGGUUGGGAUGUUGACGAACCCGCCAAAGAUGGGAUAAAUCCAGAAGUUCUCAUUUCUCUGACAGCUCCCAAAAAGUGCGCAACAGGUUUCUCGGGAAACCAUUUUCUGGCGGGACGAUUCCUACCCUAUGACAUUCAGAAAAAAUUUGAACUUAAUCUGCCAGAAUUCCCCGGCACGGAAUGUGUUAUAGAACUGUAGCCAUUUAUACAGACCUGUAUUUGGAAUAACAAGAAUGUUUUUCCCCUUUCGUAUUUUUUAGAUUUUUCUGUGGCAUUCAGUUACUGACCAAUAUGUCUAGAUACUUUGGAUAGUUAAGGUGAGUUUUCUAUGGAAGCUUGUUUCUGUUACGGGAUGAAAAUAUACAAAAUAUAAUUGCAAAUGAAUCUCACAAUUCUGACUUUUUCUUGAAAUUCUGAGUGUAGAUAUCUCACAAUCCAGCAGUUUAAAUUUGCAAUUCAGAGAAAAAAAAAAAAAAAAUUGUUACUUUAUAUCUCAUAAUUGCGAGUUAUAAUCUCACAAUUCUGUUAUUAUAUCUCGCAAUUCUCAUUUUUUUCUCAGAAUAACUAGGAAAAAAGUCUGAAUUGUGAGCUAAAAAGUCACAAUUGCCUUUAUUUAUUUUUUAUCUUGUGACAGAAACAAUCUUUCAGUCCUAAGAGAUGGGUUUAGAAUUAUUUAUUAAAUUUUGCUAUUUUUUUUCUUAACUGUUGAGUUCUCAAAAUUGCUAUUUUUUGUCUUUUUAAUGUUAGAUAAAUUCAAAGUGCAUUACUCUGAUAGUGCCUCCGGUCCUUAUCUUUCCAGUCUUCCGGCUGGACUUUUACUCCAAUUACAAAUUUAUUCAUCUGUACUUUUUUGGAAAGGUUGUGCAGUAUAAAAUAAUCCCAGGCUGACAGACAUAUAUGUAAAUCAUUUUGUUUUUACUAUGCAUUGCUCAAUGUACAUGUGUUUUCUUAGUUCUUAUAGGCCGAAUGAAUAAAUUAUCUAUGUAAAAA